CCUUCCAACCUCUCUUACGUCUCUUCUUAUCAGCCAAGCUCAUCAUUGUUUCCGCCAGUGUUCUUAUGCGAGCUACCUACACAGGCGCAUCGCAGAAACUAGGCAAAUCACAUCCGCAGUCGCCGCCUCUGCAUCUCCAUUUCGAUCAGUUCGAGAGCUUUUAUGUUGGGGCUGGGAAGGUGGGUACGACGGAUGGGUGGGCCGCGGAAGAUCGUGUGUGGACGAGGGAAGACGCGCCGCUGGAUAUAAAGCCGUGGGAACCGCAUCGGUUCUGGCCAUGUCCAGAUGCAGAGGAAGACAGCGUGCUGUACCUCUGGGCGCACCCAACUGGGACGCCCGAACCCAUGGAUAGAAUGUUCUUCGACAAUCUACUGCGCUAUCUUAGCGAUGUGACUGAGAAGAAGGCGAGCUUGAGUCUGCUUCAGGUCAUGGUUAUGCAACAUGCAACUGCUUCAGCACUUGUCAUGUUCCCAACAGCGUGGUGGCUAGGUCCGAUUCGGUGGUGGGUUCCGUGGACGCUUCAGCGUAUGUGUGCGUGGGUGGGGAGAUGCUGUGGGUAUAUGGCGUUGAUGGAGCAGUAUACGGACCAGGAAGAAUGGAAGGAUUUCCUAAGGGCGAAGAAGGCUUGAUCUUUGGGUCCAACUUCCUGUAUAACUGUGAGAUGGCGUGUCGAGGCUGGAAGGAGGGGAGUGCACUGUAGUCCUCCACCCUACUUUGUCAGCCGUCAUGCCCUGUGUGGCUG
Cucurbitaria berberidis CBS 394.84 is the source of this 742-nucleotide messenger RNA. RefSeq lists its product as uncharacterized. The record is from RefSeq and is a predicted model, not a curated record. The coding region runs from base 66 to 629 and encodes 187 amino acids. Lineage: Eukaryota; Fungi; Ascomycota; Dothideomycetes; Pleosporales; Cucurbitariaceae. The transcript is spliced from 3 exons.